CAUCACUUGCAUUGAUCGUCACAGGUUAUAUUACUUUACCAUUGACUUAUUAUAAGGUUUUUAAAUGCAUCAGUUUUGUGUCUUCUUGUUUCUGUUUUAUUUUUUGGAUUUCAAUAUCUCAGAUGCUGCCAUCAAAACGAUAUCCUUAUCACCUCUAAAAUGCAGUUAUGGUGUGCAAGAUUUCAAAGUUAAUCCAGAACAUAGUUAUAAAGUCGUCUACAAUGGCGGGAAAAUAAAAAUGUUUUGUGCUUUACUGCUGUUUUACGGAUUUUCUGAUGACAAAGACUACAAUGAAUAUACUUAUCAAAAAUGUGUCAGCAUAGAAGAAUUUAACAGCGACUGUGGGUCUUCUAACGUCACAUUGGAAUACAGAACUCUUACUGGAACAGCCUCAGUCAGGUACCUGAAGGAUACAUUUCUACAACAUACAUAUUCAUGUAAUGACCAAUUAUCGGACAUACCAGAGUUUUGUACAACUAAUUCAAGUUAUCACCAAGAUCUGUACAUACAUUUGGUUGCACCCGAGAACUCCGCAGCAAGAAUCGUUUUCAACGUCAGAAAUGGAGACAAAUAUAAACUAGACUGCAAUAAUACAAUCUUUGAAAGCUGCAAAGAUCAGGGAGAAAAUAAGAACCAAAAACAUGAUUCUUCAGAUGAUGACUCGCCAAACCUUGAAGCACUUCCAUAUAUUGGAGCAAUUGCUGGUGUACUUCUUAUUCUUGCUAUUCCCACAGCGGUAGUACUGUGUCGACGUUAUAGGCGGAGAAAGGAAAGACGAGAAAGAAUACGAAAAGUAGAAAAAGAGGUGUACGACAUGUAACGUAUGUGAGUGAACGUCUGAGAGGUCAAAUCAACUGUCGUCAUAUCAGUAUAUCUUAGUUAUUCAAGUGCCUAAAACUAUUUUGACGACUGCACUAAAGGAUUAAUGAUUUUAGAACAAAUUAAAAUGCCUAUCGAAUUUGGGGUUUUUCUAACAACUAAACCUCUCAAAUCAUUUAUUUGGAGACCAAGAUAGGAUACGAUUAUCUUUUUAAUAUGAUCAAGAGUUUAAUCGGAUGAAAGGACAAUAUUAUCUUGUUAGUUUGAUAUAUAACUCGAAUUGGCAGCAAUUUACACAAUUCCAGUACUUUCACCUUCAUGACUUUUAGCGGCAAACAACUUUGCAAACGAUAAAAUUGAUACAAUUGACCGAGUAAGACGCACAAGACACUUAUGAGUUUGUUUAUGUCCUUAGUUUCUUCCGCUUUUCUUUUAGUAAAGUUAGAAUAAGGUAGGGGUCUAAAACGAAGAAGAAGUAAUUAAAGAUGAUUGCACAACACCAACAUCAAGUGAAAAUGAAAGAGAUAAAUGAAACUGAAUGAUUUUUAAUUAUAUACACACAACAUUACCAUACUUUUGAAAAAGAUGUCCGUCUCUAAAUAAAUUCCAAACAAUCAAUGUCGUUAUUCGUGAUCAAGUGGUAAUUGAGAGAAGCUACUUAUACUUAACAUUAGAAAAUAUACUGAAAAAAGCAAAAACAUUUGUUUAAAUCGGAAAUGCAUGAACUAUAAACCGACGCGAAAGAACCGAAAUCGAGUUGUCGGUUAAAAACGAAACUUUAUACCAAAAGAUCAUUUCAAAUAUUGUCCCCGAGGGUUUCACCAGUCCAGUAGUCAACAUUUCGGUGUUGACAUGAAUAUCAAUAAUGUGGUCAUUGUUAUAAAUUUUCUGUUUUCAAAACUUUGAAUUUAUCGAAAAACUAAGGAUGUUCUUAUACCAGGCAUAGAUUACCGUAUAAGCCGUAUUUAGCACAACUUUAAGGAAUUUUGAAUCUUCAAUGCUCUUCAACUUUGUACUUGUUUGGCUUUAUAAAUAUUUGGAUAUGAGCGUCACUGAUGAGUCUGAUGUAGACGAAACGCGCGUCUGGCGUACUAAAUUAUUAUCCUGGUACCUUUGAUAGCUAUUGUAACUUUGUAUAACACCGCCCGUGUCUGAUUAAAAAGUUGAUGAACCAGAAUUAUGUCAACGAAUGUAUCGUCAUUUUUGUAAAAGAAAAUUGUACGAAAGGUACAAAGACCUUGUUGAUAAAUAUAACAUACUUCAAAAUUAUAGAAAUGAAUCUGGGAACCUUCUUUUUUGUCAACUUAAUAACGUGUUGUAGUAUUCUUUUAUUUGUCUUUAUGAAUAUUACUUUUACUGUUUUAUCUGUUUUAGUAAUAACCAUUUGAAGUGG
Mytilus trossulus (common blue mussel) is the source of this 2212-nucleotide messenger RNA. RefSeq lists its product as uncharacterized. The record is from RefSeq and is a predicted model, not a curated record. The coding region runs from base 65 to 820 and encodes 251 amino acids. The transcript is spliced from 5 exons. Lineage: Eukaryota; Metazoa; Mollusca; Bivalvia; Mytilida; Mytilidae.